Molecule: messenger RNA, 1267 nt
Organism: Danio aesculapii
Lineage: Eukaryota; Metazoa; Chordata; Actinopteri; Cypriniformes; Danionidae
Product: Alpha-aspartyl dipeptidase-like
Exons: 10
Coding region: 184-954 (256 amino acids)
Biological process (GO): proteolysis
Molecular function (GO): serine-type peptidase activity
Source: RefSeq, a predicted model, not a curated record
AUGGCAUUGCUUUAGUUAUCUGAUGUUUCAAGUUUAUUUUGGUGAUGUUUGAUCACAUGACGAUUCCAGUAUUGGGUUUCUUAUCAUGUUGUCGCCUCUGUGAAGGUCUGUCUUCUGUGCAAUAAAAACUCAGAGCGAUAUACUAUCAGACCAAAGCAGGGCAGCGCAGAUCUGAGGAGAACGAUGAAGAGGAAACUCCUGCUGGUGUCAAACUCCACUCUUCACGGAGGAGGAUAUCUACAGCACUGCCAGCAGAACAUUCAAGACUUCUUUGGAAAGGAAGUAAAGAGGGUCUUGUUUGUCCCGUAUGCUCUGCAUGAUCGAGAUGCUUAUACCAAGACGGCCAGAGACAAGUUCAAGAGCCUGGGAUAUGAGCUGGACAGUGUCCACGAGACUCCUGACCCUGUCGAUGCUGUCAGGAAAGCUGAAGGAAUAUUCAUUGGUGCUCUGGUUUCCCCCACAAAUCCAAAAGCCGUGCUAGAUGAAUUGGGUGGCGGUAACACAUUUCGCCUGCUGAAAGCACUUUACGACAACAACCUGGUGACUGAGAUAAGAAAGCGAGUUUUUCAGGAUGGAGUUCCUUACAUGGGAUCGAGUGCAGGAAGCAACGUCUCCACCGUCAGCAUCAACACCACCAAUGACAUGCCCAUCGUUUUUCCACCCUCAUUUAAUGCCAUUGGUUUAGUGCCCUUCAACAUUAACCCACACUACCUGGACACCGACCCCAACAGCAGACACAUGGGGGAGACCCGUGAACAGAGAAUCAUCCAGUACCACGAGGAGCAGGACACACCAUCUGUUCUGGGUCUUCGGGAGGGCUCAAUGUUGUUAGUGGAAGGAAACAAAGCCACUUUACUUGGCUGCACCAAAGCACGACUCUUCCAGAGAGGGAAACAAACCAUGGAGUAUGAACCGGGCAGUGACCUCAGCUUCCUACUGACAGAUGCACAGUGAGCUGCUAAUCAUGUACAAUGCAGCCAUUUCUACAUUCAAAAGUAAAAUCUUCACUAAAUUUGACAUUUCUCACAGUUAUUUAUAGUUGUUUGAUAUGAAUAUGUUGCAUCUUGUGACAUCAUAUCCUGUUUUUGUGUCAAAUCACAGUGGAAUCAAAGAUCCAUAUUUUUACAAGUCCAUAUUUCAACUUCUGUGACGUCUGUUUCAUCACUGUAGAUGAUGUAAGAAAAGUGUUAUAUGAACUUUAGCCACUGAAGACCACUGGUACUGUAUGCAAAUCAAAGGCAAAUAAAGCAAAGUAGACAUUCAUAAA